CUGGGUAGUGGAUCAGUGGCUGGAGCCCACCAGGAGGACUCUGGAGUGGGGCCUAAGAGGGGAACGGAACCCCCGCGUGGAGGCACUGCAUCACGGCAUCACGCCAGCUUUGGUUUUCUUUCCUUCAGUUGCCAGGGACCGUGCCAAUGAAGAUGUGCGCAGUGGCCCUUUUCUUGAGCAUCCUUGCGGCCGCUGUGUGGUUGGGCCUCUCAAUGACAACACCCGAGUCCUCUGGAGGAGGUGCAAAUCCUGGAGGAGAGGAAGAAGGAAAAGGAUGUGUUCCUACACUGUUGCCGAAAGCGGACGUUGGACUAUGCGGGAACCUUGAAGUUUUCUACGUGGAGUUGGGGAACGUCAGCUGCAAAAUUAUUCCUAAGUGCGAGCUAUACAGACAGAAGAUCACAACAUGGCCGCAGCCGAUAGUCAAGUUUCCCGCAGCCAUGGAUGGUGCGCAGUACCUGCUGGUGAUGGUGGAUCCGGAUGCCCCCAGCAGGAGAGACCCCAGGAUGAAAUACUGGAGACACUGGGUGGUGUCCAACAUCACAGCUGCCGACCUAAAAGCUGGGAAUAUUCGGGGCAAUGUGAUAACAGACUACCAGCCUCCUACCCCACCACCGACCACUGGCUUACACCGCUAUCAGUUCUUCGUCUAUCUUCAGGGAGACAGGGUCAUCUCCAUCCCCACCAAAGAGAACAGAAACCGAGGUGCUUGGAAACUGCAGAACUUUCUGCAGGACCACAAGCUGCAGAAUCACGAAACAAGCACCCAGUUCAUGACUGAGCAUGACGGGGAGCUGACACCACCGGAUUAUUGAAUGAACGAGGCCAAGGGCAAGUUCAGUGAAAGAUAGAGCUGCCCACUGAGCUGCGAACUUUACCUUCCAGGUGUGUGCCCAUGUCAUGUGAUCCACUAUAGACGGUCUGGAGACAGA
Chionomys nivalis (European snow vole) is the source of this 932-nucleotide messenger RNA. RefSeq names its product phosphatidylethanolamine binding protein 4 (gene Pebp4). The transcript has 6 exons. NCBI's taxonomy places the organism in Eukaryota, Metazoa, Chordata, Mammalia, Rodentia, Cricetidae. The record is from RefSeq and is a predicted model, not a curated record. The coding region runs from base 147 to 815 and encodes 222 amino acids.